Messenger RNA from Fraxinus pennsylvanica, 438 nucleotides. Lineage: Eukaryota; Viridiplantae; Streptophyta; Magnoliopsida; Lamiales; Oleaceae. The record is from the annotation of a GenBank genome assembly.
AUGUCACCUGAAUAUGCAGUGCACGGUCGAUUCUCAGUAAAAUCAGACGUAUUUAGCUUUGGCGUUCUUGUGCUGGAAAUUGUGAGUGGCAAGAGAAAUAGUGGGUUUUCCCGUGAAGAUCAACACCUCAACCUUCUCGGACAUGCAUGGACACUUUAUAAGGAAGAAAGGUCAUUGGAACUAGUUGACCCUUUUCUACUUGACUCGGCUACUCCAUUUGAAGUGCUUCGAUUAAUCCAUGUGGGCCUUUUGUGUGUGCAACAAUGUCCAGAUGAUAGACCAAGCAUGGGUUCAGUGGUUUCAAUGUUGGACAAUGAAGUUGUGUUGCCUCCAGCAAAUCAACCUGGUUUUUUCACAGAAAGAGAUGUAUUUGUAGUUAAAAGCACAACUAGCUUUUCAGCCAAUGAAGUAACCAUUACACAGCUGGAAGCACGAUGA